Messenger RNA from Anopheles cruzii, 2104 nucleotides. RefSeq names its product mucin-5AC-like. Bases 1 to 1983 code for a protein of 660 amino acids. NCBI's taxonomy places the organism in Eukaryota, Metazoa, Arthropoda, Insecta, Diptera, Culicidae. The record is from RefSeq and is a predicted model, not a curated record. The transcript is spliced from 2 exons.
AUGAUGCCGGUCAAACCGUCCUGUACCAACCCGAAGAACCUGUUCUGUUUCGUGUGCGGCGAGUACACGCCGUCGCAUCAUAAGCGCUCGAUCAUGACCAAACCGAUGCUGGAUGCUUAUGAGGCAUACUUUCAGGAGCGCACCUCCAAGAGAAACUAUCCCUACGGACCGCCUUCCGUUUGCAACAUCUGCAACAAUACCCUGCUCCGGUGGAAGCAAGGACUCGCGAGCAAACCGUUAUUCAAAUUUUGCGUUCCGAUGCUUUGGAGCCAACCGAACGAUCACUCCGUGGACUGCUACUUUUGUCUGACGCGCACUUUCAUCACGGAUGUUAGUCGCGUCGAUGGAUUUUCCAAGAAAAUGGCCGUGAAAUACCCAAGAAACCUGAGCACAGCAAAGCGGCCCGUUUACGUGAUGGCCCAGACAAGGCCGAUGCUUGCUUCCAGUUGCCUUGAAGACUUCAAGGAAAUCGCACCGGACACCAAACAAAUGGAUAAACAAACAACAAGGCCGACCGUCACGCCAAGGGCCACGAGAUCUGCCGCGGCUGCCACUGUGGCCACUGUGGCCACUGUUGCUUCUACUGCUGCGACAACAUCCGUAGCAGCAAAGAGUGCAAGGCAUCUAAAUAUGGUUAAAACCAUGAACACUCGAAGCAGUCUACCGUCGAUGAGCAUCGGAAUGACGAAGGCCACAGCCGCCAAACGAUUGGCGACCUCAUGGGCGACCGUUGAUAACACUACGGAGGAGCCAAAAAAACCACGCAUCUUGCGCCACUCACUACCAACUGGUAACAUUCAGGAAGCGGGGGGUGCUGGCACAAGGCUUUCACCAGCAUCGGAGAAAACGCCGGUUUUGUGUAAGGAUUCCGCUAGAGAAAUAUCACCGUCCCCGAAGAAAGAACCAAUACUGACAAUUGAGAUCGAUGACGAUGACGAUAAUCCUAUCGAUGAUGCGAAAGGUGAAGAAGUUGACGAGCCGCAACAACAGGAGCCGGAAAGCGAUACACCACCGAAGCUUUCGACACCACCGGCGUCGCCACCGCCGUCUCCAAUGGCAUCACCCCACUCGUCGCCGUUGCCGUCGCCGUCGCCGCCACAAGACCAGCAAAUCCUUCCUUCGCCGGAGAAACUAAAGAUUGUUGUUGACACAAAUGAAUUCCGCGUGAUGCAGCCAACGCCGUCGAUCAAAAAAAUCGUUACCAGCGCCACGGACACUGCGUUGGCUGCGAAUUCGGAAAGGUGCUCAAGUACCGAUAGUAUCACGACUUCGCCCACGGAACCGCGUAGGAUCGUCGUUGCCAACGUUAACGGUAUAACGGUGUCUAAAACGGUGUUGCCGAACGAAAAGGUUCCAACGAAAUCAUUGAAGGUAAUUCCGACGACGGCAACAUCAGCGAUAAAGCCCGCUAUGGUGCGAGUUAUCAACCGGAUCGUCGCCACCAAAAACAUCACCACCGACACGUCCGCCACCAGCACCACGGACACCCCCACCCAGAGCUCCACCACACCACCCACCAGCAGCACCAGCCGGCAAACGGAACCACAUCGCAUAACGCAAUCGGAACUGAUAUUAUUGUUGCGCGAUCUUGAACUUCCGCGGGAAAAAUCGGCCAUACUGAUCGAUCGACUCAAGCGCUGGAACCUGCUGGCCGAUCAACUUGUCGGCCGGGGUCGCCCGGUGGCAUCGAUCACGAUCCCGACGGCGGUACGGCAACCGGUCAAGACCGACAUCCAAAACGUUCGUUUCCAGCGGGUGCGAUUGGAAACGAAAUCCAGCCCCACAAAAUCACACGACUCCGUUCAGCGCAGCGUGCUAAAAGUGUCCAGUACCCCAUGGUCACCAGUCAGCCACCGGCUGCCUCCAGUAGUAAAACGUAUGGUGCUACCGAAGAUUCUCGUCGCAGGGCAACACCACUCAAUCGGCGGAGCAGGAAACCGCCUUGAGAAGCCGCCGGAAGCUGCUCAUGUAUCUUCGCUCUGAUAGCAUUGUUCCGAGAGUUCUUGUGUUGUGAUCUAAAGCAGCUAAAACACUGUCCAAACACCAAUAAGUACGGCGUGCAGUAAAAUCAAUUGUAACCCAUCAAUGGGAGAGGUCUUUUCUU